AUGCUCAGACCGGGUCUUCCUGCUCUUGCACGAACCAGUACACCGGGACGGAGAUUCUAUGACUCGCUUUUUGGUUUACGCACAUCAAUAAACACUCUAUCAAGAAACUCUUUCCGGACGUAUGGCACAACGGAUCAAGGGCAGAAUUUGCCACCCGUCACAGAAGGGGAACAGCAAAUAAUCAAUAAACUUAAGGCAAGAUUUCACCCGUCAAGACUUGUGGUGCAGGAUGUAUCAGGGGGAUGCGGAACAUUUUAUGCCAUUAACAUAUCAUCUUCUGCCUUCAAGGGGUUACCGACAGUGAAGCAGCAUCGUCUAGUAACGCAGGAACUAAAAGAAGAGGUCGCAAGCAUUCAUGGUCUACAGCUUAAAACCAUCCCUGAAUAG
Messenger RNA from Cantharellus anzutake, 387 nucleotides. Its product is annotated as bola protein. Bases 1 to 387 code for a protein of 128 amino acids. The record is from RefSeq and is a predicted model, not a curated record. The transcript is spliced from 3 exons. NCBI's taxonomy places the organism in Eukaryota, Fungi, Basidiomycota, Agaricomycetes, Cantharellales, Hydnaceae.